Messenger RNA from Lactuca virosa, 1185 nucleotides. The record is from the annotation of a GenBank genome assembly. Lineage: Eukaryota; Viridiplantae; Streptophyta; Magnoliopsida; Asterales; Asteraceae.
GUCCACCACCAUUGCAUCGAGAUCCCACCACUUCUUUUUUCUUCUAGAUACCUUCAUCGCCGUUCCUGCCACUUCUUUUGAUCCUGCCACCACCGCUUACUUUCUCCUCUCCCAAGUCGAGUCUCCUCCAUACCCCUUCUCUUUCUGUCGCUUCUGUUUUCCUCUUUGACGAGUUCAAUGCUCUUAAAUCAUCUCCCCAGAGUUGAACCUGAACCUUCCACCUCUACAAAGAAGGGGCCCUACCCCUUACAGUCGGCAAUCAUUCGGUAUUAAAGACUCAAACUUGACGGGUUGCGAUUCCUCGAUUUUCUGUCAACUGGAGUAUGGAGCCGUCCUCGAUUCUCAGUCAACGUCGUUCUCUCUCGAUGAUAUCGUCGCCUGUUAUUUUCUCUUCUACAGAUCUGAUUUCUAUUUCUCUUCUUUAUUAUUCGUUUUAUAAUCUCAAACCCACCGGAUUCAAAGCAGGAAAGUGGCAAAGAGGGUAUUUGGCUGAAGCACAUCCAGAGAUGGAGGGCAUAUACUCCAUUGGGCAGAGAGAAGACCGAGAUGGAGAUCGGUAACCGGAAAGAGUACAAGACGGAGUAAUCCGACGAGGUUGAGACGGGAAGAGAGAAGAGGGGAGGCGAGCACUCCAAGCCCUAGACCAGAACAAAAAUGCCAUGGAAAUGGUUACUGAGCCUUUAUUUGCAUCUGUAGCCAACAUCCUUGGUAUAUUGGAUAACAUAUCCAAACUGCCAAAGGAACUUCUAGGGAUGGUUUCAGUGUUGUGCGAUUGGUAUGCUAUCUUAUUGAUAUCCAGGCUUCGUGGGACAGAACCGAAUCACCGAUGGAUGAGAUUAGUAAAACCCGAUGUUGUGUUUUGAUUGUUCUGCCAUGGGCGGAAUGAAGUAACAGAAAGUUUGAGGUGAUGAUGUUCAAUCUGAGUAGAUAGCAUGUGGAAUCCACAAGAGUUGUACAAACAAGAGGCUUGGAAAAAUGUACCAAUUUAUAGGAAUAACAUCCUUGAAGAUUCUGUUGAUGGUUAUGAUGGGGGAUAUGCAAUUACAAGGGAGAUGCCACCUUUUGAAGCUGAAGCCGCAAUUACAAAUUUGGUUAAAGACCAGACAGAAUUGAGACUACACAUCUUGAAAGAAUGGUGCCACUAUAUUAGAUUUCAUAAAGAUUAAAUAACAAAAACAACACCCA